This is a messenger RNA of Cottoperca gobio, 3662 nucleotides long. Its product is annotated as germ cell-specific gene 1-like protein. Gene Ontology annotation, cellular component: plasma membrane. The record is from RefSeq and is a predicted model, not a curated record. The coding region runs from base 1699 to 2619 and encodes 306 amino acids. Lineage: Eukaryota; Metazoa; Chordata; Actinopteri; Perciformes; Bovichtidae. The transcript has 6 exons.
AAAAACGAAUGCUUUAGCGGUGACAAUAGCAUCUUACUGAACUUAUUCUAGUUAAAAUGAUGUGGGUUUGAAGGGUUCAGCAUAAAGUAACCUCUCAAAGAAAUUUAAAUAAAAAGUAAUUUAAUAUGUUUCGUCAGAAUAAUUUCCCAGAUGUUCAGUUAUCUUUCCCAGAUGUCGACAUGCUAACAGCGUGCAUCGGUAAAGUCUUUCGGUCGCUCCUUUACUUUGGUUCAGACUGAAAUAUUCGGAGAACUUGUCCAAACCUUAAUGAUCCCCAGAGGAUAAAUCCUAAUAACGUCAGUGACCCCUGGAGUUUCCUCUAGCGCCACCAUGAGGUGGACAUUUGUGUUUUUUGUCUCAACAUCUGUUGGAUGUAAACGUUUUCCAUAACCCCAACAAGAGUUAAACGUUUCAAUGUGUUCAAUGCUUAAACAUUCCCAUCAGCUGUUCUUUGUGUUUAGUGCUAAUUAGCACGUGCUAAGCUGGUGAACCUGAUAAACAUCAUGUUAGCAUGCUGGUGUUAGCAUGCUGGUGUUAGCACUUAGCGGAGGACUCGUAUGCUCGGAUACUUCCGUGAGUUCACUGCCAUGUCGUACACUGUGAACACUUUCGCGGUGAAUGGAUUUUGAGCGGGUAGCGUUUUCUCAAACCGCACACGACUGCUGUGCACUAACCGGGGAAAACGAUCGACACUGUUAGCUAGCUAGCAAGCAACUUUGACGAUACAAAAUUACUACAAACUGCUCAAUCAACCCAAUAAAAUUAACAAUGGCUUCUUUCCGACAACAGUAUAGUUGUAUGUCUAUUAAAUAGUUAUUUGUAUAAUGCUGUGUUAAACGGAGCAACUGGUACCGCUGCAGGUCCCUCCACUUCCGUAACGUAGCCAAGAUGGCGGCCGUCCACACUGAACUUUUUGACUGUUAUGAGUACAACAUCCGGGUACUUAUAGUGCACUACAUUUUGCGAUACUUCUUAGUGUCAACGCACUCCAAAUAGCAAGUGUAAGUACAGAAGAACGCACAUUGAGACGCAGCAUUAGCCUCGGUUAGGAACCAGUGUCUUAAUGCCUCUUAGUGUCAUCAGAUCAUUUAUCUGCUCAUCCAUUUUAAUCUCUAACCACACCAUCUGAUGUUGGGAUGACUUGAGGAAGCUUUGCAUCUCACCUCUGAAUUCCAGCUUUUAAAAUGCCAACUAUUUUCCUGCAGUGAGUUACAGCUCAAACCAAGACGACACGUCUGUUGCUGAAAGUCUGAGCUGCAGAAUCUCAUGAUAAGUUUAAUGCAGUGAUGGAAAAUCAUCGAGAGGAAAAGACAAAUGCAUCGGCGUAAAGGCAGCAGAUGUUUUCUCCGAUCAUCUGUCAUCUCCCUCACAUACCUCUGAAAAGAUUUGUAGAAGGGGAGGAGCGAGGAUGGGGAAUAGGACGAGCAGCAGCGAGUGGAAGAGUUCAAAUGAAGCAGAGAAAAGCAAAAGACUGCCAUGGGUUUCUCUUGUUUCUGUGCAGAGACUGAAUCCUGCAAUAAAGGUGGCAGCACAUUACUACAGCCGGCGGAGGGAUGCACUAAAUUCUCACCCAAGGAGCCCCAACAAGAUUAUGAAGAUUUGAUACAUCUGCUGGGAGGCGAAACACAUCGAAAUCUGCAUAUCGAAAUCCAGGAUUAGUUGCCUUUUCAUUUCAUCUCCUCGGGCCUGGCCUCGACCAUGAGGCUAGAGCGCGGGCGGCGGGCUUCUCUGGCGCUCACCCUCAACUUUGUGGCGUUUGCUUUUGCCUUAUCAGCGGUGACCACCAGCUACUGGUGCGAGGGGACCAGGAAGGUGGCCAAGCCCUUCUGCACAGGCCCGCCGCUGAAGGCCAAGCAGUGGUUCUGCAUCCGCUUCAACAGCUCCAACAUCAACGACAGCCGGCUGGUGCAGUACAUCUUUGAGACCGGAGAGGAGAAGUUUCUCAUGAGGAAGUUCCACACGGGAAUAUUUUUCUCCUGUGAGCAGGCUGCCGACAUGAACGGGUUUGACUGUCGAGACUUCUCAGAGAUCGCACCAGAACAUGAAAGAGGAGUGCUGUGGUUGUGCAUCGUGGCUGAGAGUCUGUACCUCACGCUGCUGUUCACCGGCGGGGCUCUGAUGACCCUGGAGCAGUGCCCCUGCUUCAGCAUCAUGAACAAGCUGAAGCUCAGUGCCUUCGCUGCCUUGUGCACCGCCCUGUCAGGCCUUUGUGGGAUGGUGGCCCACAUGAUGUUCACCACCAUAUUCCAGCUGGCGGUCGCGAUGGGGCCAGAAGACUGGAGGCCGAAGACCUGGGACUACAGCUGGUCUUAUGUCUUGGCGUGGGGCUCUUUUGGCACCUGCAUGGGCUCUGCGGUGACGGCGCUCAACAGAUACACAAAGACCAUCGUGGAGUUUAAAUACAAGCGGCGGAACAUCGAGAAGAGCCUGAUGAUCAAGCAGAAGAUGCUGCAGCAGCAGCUCCCGGACCAGAUGUGGGACAUGUACCUGACGGCUGUGCCCGCUGACGCCGAGGCUCAGCGAGAGCUGCCGGUGAACGGCCACAAACCGUCCACAGGAGCAACGUAUGUGCUGCAAAUGGACAGUGAAGCAGAGUCACAAGGAGAGGUUUACUGUUAAAAAUAGAGUCCCUGCCCCCGUGCCCCACUGGAACAGUUUUUCGGGGCUGAUUUUCUGGACCCAGAUUGACUCUUGUUCCUGGAUUUCAAUUUCUAAUACAGGAGACGUGUGUUUGUUGUGUUGCCACACAUCAGAUGUGUGUCCUGGAGGCCAGAGCCCAGAUUCUUUUUAAAUAGAAUAAUGUUACACGGUCGGCUUUGAUGCAACAAGCGUUUCAUCAAAUCUUUCCAUGCGAUUCUAUUUGUGGGAGGAAGGGAAGAGGGCUGCAAUUUCAACGUCUUCACUCUAAUCUGUGGCAAGCUGCAGGAUGUGCAGGAUGUGCAGGAUGUGCAGGAUGUGCAGGAUGUGCAGGAUGUGCAGGAUGUGCAGGAUGUGCAGGAUGUGCACGAUGUGCUGCUGCUGCUGGGGGAGCAUGUGGUGGUGUUAUGUUUUAACUUCAAACAUCUUCUGCUGUAUCGGCCUUUUUCUGACUCAAGCUGCAUAAAAAUGUUGCUCAUGUGUUGCUCUCUGGGACGAGGCUCGGUCACUUGCUCACUAAGCCUCACAAAGAAAUCACUUUACCUAUUUCAGGUGGACAAAAAUAAAUAUGUGGAAAUCUUCAAACCCUGAAAUGCUUUAAGAACGAUUUACCGACUUGGAAAACAAAAUGUAGUUGUGAUAUUUGAACAUAUUUUAAAUUCUUGAGCAUCCUGCAGUUUGGAUAUUGCAAUCAAGAUUAAAUUCAGAUACAUUUUUCCUCCUUAAUUAUGUUUGAAACUCAGGAUAAUUUCUCAGAUUAAUUGUUUAAUAUGAUAUAAAACAGAAAACAGCAUGGAGUAGACGUAUAAAGUAGUAUACAAUAUAAAUACUCAAGUAAAGUACAAUUAAAAGCUGAUUUCUCAGCAAACAAUGUCAGAAAUUCUCCCUUUCUGUGAAUUAAAGACACUGAUUUAAAAAAACAAACCUUUUUUACUUAACUUACUUAUCAUCGUGUAGAAGUAUCCUGUAUUUAUAAACUUGUAAAUAUACUUAAAGUACCAAAAGUAAACGUACUCAUUAAGCAG